This is a messenger RNA of Eublepharis macularius, 890 nucleotides long. It is a transcript of the gene TMED6, whose product is annotated as transmembrane p24 trafficking protein 6. Gene Ontology annotation, biological process: endoplasmic reticulum to Golgi vesicle-mediated transport; intracellular protein transport; Golgi organization. Gene Ontology annotation, cellular component: Golgi apparatus; endoplasmic reticulum-Golgi intermediate compartment; COPII-coated ER to Golgi transport vesicle. The coding region runs from base 56 to 772 and encodes 238 amino acids. The record is from RefSeq and is a predicted model, not a curated record. Lineage: Eukaryota; Metazoa; Chordata; Lepidosauria; Squamata; Eublepharidae. The transcript has 4 exons.
UGCUCCUGUGCCGCUCUGCUCCAGAUCUGCUCCCAAGUGGCUUCUAGGAGCCAGCAUGCUUCCACUGCUCCCUGUAGUUGCAAUUGUGGGGUUACUGAGUGAGCUAGAAUUUGCCAGUGCCCGCAAAUCUGAGCCACUGAGCAGUUCUGGUGACCAACCUCUCUUCCGUGGAGCAGAUCGCUAUGACUUUGCUAUUGUUAUCCCCGCAGGCGGCAUUGAGUGUUUCUGGCAAUUUGCACACCAGAGCGGCUACUUCUACUUCAGCUAUGAGGUGCAGUGGACCUCGGGGAUGGGCCAGGACCGACACAUCCUGGCUACUGCAAAUGAUCCCAACAGCCUUCACCUUGGCAGCUCCCAGGAUGUCCGAGGGCAGAUCAACUUCCCCACCAAGGAGACAGGUUUUUACCAGCUGUGCCUGAGCAAUAGGUACAAUCACUUUGGCUCCGUACAAGUUUAUCUCAACUUUGGCGUCUUCUACGAGGGCUUUGACUUACAAACCCCUGAACAUCAGAGGAAAAAAUUCAACGACACACUGGAGGCAAUUGAGGCAAGCACCCGGAAGGUGACUGGCCAGGUCUUCCACAUGUGGCGCUUCUAUAACUUUGCUCGGAUGAGGAAGGGGGCGGACUACUUCCUGGUCCAGGCCAACUACAACUAUGUGAAUUGGUGGUCAGCAGCCCAGAGCCUUGCCAUUGUUGUCUCCGGCGUCCUUCAGCUGUACUUUCUCAAGCGUCUCUUUACUGCACAGCCUGUCAACAAGCCCCUCUGCUAGAGGUUCAUGGAGCACCAAGACCACAAGCAGGCUUAGUCCCCGUAAGCACACAACAGGCCUCAUGUCGGCUGUCCUUCUGGUUGCACCCAUGUUACAAAUAUAGCAUGUUUCACACUGA